AUGUCAAUUGCAAGGUUAUGGGGGUCUCUGAGAAGCUAUGCCACCAAGCCUGAGCUCCGGAAACUCAGAAACAUCGGUAUCAUUGCCCACAUUGAUGCAGGUAAAACUACCACUACUGAGCGAAUGCUCUAUUACUCUGGAAAGAUCAGCAGAAUAGGGAAUGUCGACCAAGGUGACACGAUAACAGAUUUUCUGCCGCAGGAGAAGUCAAGAGGAAUCACUAUUCAAAGUGCUGCCGUCUCUUUUAAUUGGCAGAAAGACCAUCAGAUCAACUUGAUCGAUACCCCGGGCCAUGCAGAUUUCACAUUUGAAGUCAUUAGGUCAGUUAAAGUGCUUGAUGGAUGCGUGACAAUUCUGGAUGCAGUAGCAGGCGUCGAAGCGCAGACGGAAAAGGUGUGGAAGCAGUCGCAAAGGUCUCCCAAGAUAUGCUUCAUUAACAAGAUGGACAGAGUUGGGGCUGGCUUCAGCAGGACUGUUAAGGAGCUGAUUGCAAAGAUGAACACAAGAGUAGCACUUAUAAAUAUUCCAUUAUUUGUCCAGGAGCCGCAGGAUCAGGUUCCGAGGUUUGCAGGCGUCAUUGAUCUUGUCAAUAUGAAGGUUAUUGAGUGGGAUCCAGAGGAUUGCGACAAGAUAAAUGUCACAGAUGCAACAACCGCUGGAGCGGAAAUUCAGGAACAGCUUUUGAGAGGUAGAGAGUCGCUGAUUGAAACGCUGGGUGAAUACGACGAAAACCUAAUAGAAUUUUUUCUAGAGGAAGCAAACGGGGAUUAUCUCAAGGUUCCACCGGAGUUGCUCAAUGGAUCGAUCAGAAAGGCAACCCUUGCUAAGUUCGUCACGCCUGUUCUCUGUGGUGCAUCGUUCAGAAACAUCGGCGUCCAGCCGCUUCUUGAUGCGAUAGUGAAUUAUCUGCCGUCGCCAUUGGAAGCUUCGCUUCCCGAGACCAAUCAUCCUACCCUUCCAGUCAAGUUGGAUCCCAAGCUGGGCGCACUAAUGAAUAAUAACAAGAAUCUUUGUGUGUUGCUGGCGUUCAAAGUCAUCACGGAUCCUAUUAGAGGGAUUAUGGUCUUUGUAAGAGUUUACUCAGGGACUUUACAUGCUGGAAAUACCGCUUUCAACUCCAACACCGGGAAAAAGUUCAAGAUUGGUAAGUUGGUUAUCCCACACGCUAAUGUAUAUGAGGAAGUAUCGACACUCUAUCCUGGACAGAUAGGUAUAUUGGUUGGAACGACAGUGGCCGAAAACGUUUCGACGGGUGAUACCAUCGUUACUCACUCGCUUAAAAAGGAUGGACUGAGAUCGCUCGAUAGCAAAAGGGAACUCACGGUAAAGAUUAAUCCGAUCGCCAUACCGCCACCAGUUUUCAGUGUUUGCGUAGAGCCAAGAACACUGGGCAAUAAAAAAUCGAUGGAGGAUGCCUUAGGGACACUGACUCGAGAAGAUCCAAGUCUGCACGUUUCAUUUGACGAGGAAACGGGCCAAACACUUUUAAGUGGGAUGGGUGAGCUGCACCUGGAGAUCGCUAAAUAUAAGUUAGUCAAUGAACUAAAUGCAGAUGUUGAGAUAGGUAAGGUAAUGGUCUCUUACAAAGAAACUAUCGAUGGAAAGACUCCAGAAGAGACGAUAAGUUCUGACGCUGGAUAUCAACUUACUGUAUCCAUUCUUCCUUUGCCCCUUCAUGAAGACACCUUGGACGUAGUUGCUCGUUCGAUUCACGAGACGUGGUACCCAUUGGGAAUUGAUAAUAACUAUCUCAUUAUGGAGAAUCAUAGAAAGUACACAACGGAAGAAUUGUGGCCCUUUCAGAUAUCUUUUCAAGCGGUGAUCAAUGCUUUGAUUUCAAGUUCCAUUGUCGCUUUGCAAAAGGGUGGUAAGAUCGCCAGAUAUCCACUUCAUUCAUGCGCUGUGAAAGUUAAAGGCGACUGGACUCUACCGCCGGACAUCGAAAACCCAGCAGAGGUAUUGAAGCUUUCAAGGAAACUCAUUUUAACAGCUAUUUCAAAUAUCCCACAAGAUCAGUUUUCGGUUUUAGAGCCUGUUAUGGAUCUUGACAUAUCCGUUCCACAAAAAGACAUGGGAUCAGUUAUUCAAGAUCUCACAGGUUCUCGCAAUGCCAAUAUUUUGUCAAUCGACGACGAAAGUGGUAUAGAUAACAACGACCAGAAUAUCGAAUUUCAGAAAAUUGCCCAGGAGCAGUUCCUUCCACCUGACCCGACGGUUAAGCUUGCAAACCUGGGUUCUGAAGGAUCUAGCAUGAAAUUUAUUAAGGCUCAAGUUCCGCUUAGAGACAUGGUGUCAUACACAAAUAGAUUUAGAAGCUUGACACAGGGUAGGGGCUCCUUCCAUAUGAACUAUAGCGGCAUGGAUAAGGUAAAUAAGGAUCGUCUAAGCUCCAUUUUAAACGAAUAG
Molecule: messenger RNA, 2406 nt
Organism: Torulaspora globosa
Lineage: Eukaryota; Fungi; Ascomycota; Saccharomycetes; Saccharomycetales; Saccharomycetaceae
Gene: MEF2
Product: mitochondrial elongation factor MEF2
Exons: 1
Coding region: 1-2406 (801 amino acids)
Biological process (GO): ribosome disassembly; mitochondrial translation
Cellular component (GO): mitochondrion
Molecular function (GO): GTP binding; GTPase activity
Source: RefSeq, a predicted model, not a curated record